CCUGAUCUGGGAGUUGAUCUCACCAGCUUUAAGCAUCAGCACCACUGCAAUUUAAUCUUAAUCUUACAUAUAUUUCCAAAAAUUAGACAGAUUAUCUUUACUUGAAGCAAUCUGAUCCACAGUAAUGGCUACAAUAAUGAGCCCAUACUCAUGGACAGAGGGUUUGGACUCUCCUGCUGGGGAAGGAAAGCCUAGGGCAGGGCUUACAGCUCACGAAUCUUCAGGCAGGAACAAAGCUGAACCACGAAUCCGGAGACCCAUGAAUGCCUUUAUGGUCUGGGCUAAAGACGAGAGGAAAAAACUAGCAAUCCAAAAUCCUGACCUUCACAAUGCAGAGCUCAGCAAAAUGCUGGGCAAAUCAUGGAAAGCUCUCACUCCUUCACAGAAGAGGCCUUUUGUAGAAGAAGCUGAAAGAUUACGAGUCCAGCAUAUGCAAGAUCAUCCCAAUUACAAAUACAGGCCUCGGAGGAAAAAACAGAUCAAACGUCUCUGCAAACGUGUAGAUCCGAACUUCCUGCUUACUAACAUUCCACACGAUCGGCCUCCUGUUCGCGGCGGAAGAAUGUGCAGGGGAUCUCUGGAGGAGGAAGAGGAUAAAGGCUAUCCACUAGUCUCAAGACUUCCUGCAAUCAGCAGGUUCAGGGAAACACAGACAACAAAUAACAGCUUCGACAACUAUGGACUACCUACUCCUGAGAUGUCCCCUUUAGAUGUGAUUGAUGCUGAUCACAGUUUCUUUCCACCUCAGUGUACAGAAGAUUCUCCUUCUCAGAUGAAUGGAAUAAUGUAUCAUUCAGACUAUGGACAAAGCCCUAUCCAAUGUGGACAUCUCAGUCAGAUUUCAGUUCCACAGAAUAGAUCUACCAUGAUGCGCUCUGCAGCCGGCCAACCUCCACCACCUCCUUAUUAUAACCAGAUCCAGCAGUCUGCUCCCCAGUCUAUGAAUUUGAGCACAUCAGUUCAUCUUUCUCCUCCCCAUGACCACCAUCACCUAGAUAAUCUGGAACAUAUCACCCAAGCUGAGCUUUUAGGAGAAGUGGACCGAAAUGAGUUUGAUCAGUAUUUGAACACCUCUAGUCAUCUAAAUCAAGCAGGAAUUAAUUCACAUCUACCUGACAUCUGUUCAACAGGAGGCACAAAUUCAGAGAGGAGCCUUAUAUCUGUAUUAGCAGAUGCUACUGCAGCCUAUUACAAUAGCUACAGUAGCUCUUAGAGUAAACAAAUAAACAUGUACUUUUUUCAAAAAUUAUCAACAGUAUUAUUUACAAAUAUCUCUGGGUAUGAAAAUAUCCUCAGGUAGUAAAAUACAGUAGUCAUGCUUUUUCAUAAAUGAUGACCAGCAUAUUUAUAUUGGCUUGAAGUAAUUGUUGCAACACUUGUAAAAUAAAAUAUAAAGUUGUUUGCUAUUUGGACUGCUUGUUUUCCAAACAUUAGGCUGAAAUGUUUGUGCUUGUUAAGAGUUUGCAGGAGAGUUAUCUAAAUUCCAGUGAUUGUUUCGCUUUUUUUCUCUGUCUGGUUGUUGUAUGCCUUCUCAUUUCAAAUGUCUGCAUCAUCUUUUAUUGAAUUGAGUAAAAUUUAAUUGAUCUGAACUGACUGAUCCAAUACUGAAUGAAUUAUUAU
This is a messenger RNA of Stegostoma tigrinum, 1620 nucleotides long. Its product is annotated as transcription factor Sox-7-like. The coding region runs from base 125 to 1213 and encodes 362 amino acids. Gene Ontology annotation, biological process: anatomical structure morphogenesis; regulation of DNA-templated transcription; cell differentiation. The record is from RefSeq and is a predicted model, not a curated record. Gene Ontology annotation, molecular function: RNA polymerase II cis-regulatory region sequence-specific DNA binding; DNA-binding transcription factor activity, RNA polymerase II-specific. The transcript has 2 exons. NCBI's taxonomy places the organism in Eukaryota, Metazoa, Chordata, Chondrichthyes, Orectolobiformes, Stegostomatidae.